Messenger RNA from Sphaeramia orbicularis (orbiculate cardinalfish), 3552 nucleotides. It is a transcript of the gene lrrcc1, whose product is annotated as leucine rich repeat and coiled-coil centrosomal protein 1. Gene Ontology annotation, molecular function: protein binding. Bases 359 to 3412 code for a protein of 1017 amino acids. The transcript is spliced from 19 exons. NCBI's taxonomy places the organism in Eukaryota, Metazoa, Chordata, Actinopteri, Kurtiformes, Apogonidae. Gene Ontology annotation, cellular component: centrosome; cytoplasm. The record is from RefSeq and is a predicted model, not a curated record.
GCGGCGAGUUUAAGAAGCUAAACAAUUAAUGAGUUUACCAACUUACAAUAACAUGUUGUUUCAACUCUUACAAAGUGUACCAACACACGCGUUGAACUUUGCAGUAGCUAUACUUAACAUUUGUUGCCAGUUUGGGAUUUGCCUCAACCUGGAAGAUUUGUCUGUGCUCCGUCGUUGGAAACAGUUCCAUUUGCUACUAUGCUAAUUUAGCUAAAGAACAUAGUGGUCGGUUUUUGGCAGAUUGACCCAACAUUUAUCCUCAACAAGACUGCAGAGAUACGGUACUUAGUUUGCUAACUUGCAAACUUCACAGUAACCAUUACACAGCUUUUAUUAACGCUACGUGUAUGUCGACAUUAUGGGAGAAAAGGAACUGAGCCUCAUUGACAAGAAAAUAUCAAGCCUGCUGAAAGUCCCACUGUUACCUACUAUAACAUCACUGAAUCUGCACUGCAACAACAUCCCAAGGAUCGAGGGCCUGACCUCAGCUUGGCAGCUACGACACUUGGACCUUUCCUCCAAUUGCAUUUCACAGAUUGAGGGUCUUAGUUCCCUCUCUUCUCUAAGGACUUUGAAUUUAUCCUGCAACUUAAUCACCAAGGUUGAAGGACUGAAUGGCCUUGUAAACUUAACAAGAUUAAACCUGUCGUACAAUCAGAUAAAUAACCUUACAGGCUUGUUAUAUCUUCAUGGAACGGAAUAUAAGAUGAAACACCUUAGUCUCCAUAGCAAUCACCUGGACAGCAUCGAUCAUCUACUGCAGUGCCUGCUGGGAUUACAAAGUUUGAAAGAGGUCACUUUAAGCAAAGAUGGCAGAGACAACCCUAUCUGCAGGUCACCAGGUUAUCGAGAGAUUGUUAUACAGUCAUUGCCUCAGAUCUCCGUUCUAGAUGGCCUAGACCGCCUUGGAAAUCCAUCGCAUUUAAGUAUAGACAAACUAGAACUACUCCCUGGUUUAGAGGACUACGUGGACCUCCUGUUUUCUUCGGAUACUAGUCAGCAUGACGUGGUUAAAGGGAAUAGUCUGACCACACCACACAUCGAUCAGGCGCUGACCCAGUUUCGUCAGAGGAUUGCCUCAGAAGCAAUCACAGAUCCAGCCCCACAACUGGAUCACAAGCACUUCCAGCAUGCAGCCUCCACUGUGGCUGAGCCAGCAGACCCUCAUAAUGAAGAACGCCUCAGGAAACUGGAGCACCAGGUGUCCAGGCUCAUCCAGCAGGCUCCUGCCAAGGACAAACCCAGUACUACUAUCCAGUCUGUGGUGAAGGUGCAGAAAGCAAAAAGGGACACAGACCGCACAUCAGAGAGUGAGUGUGACAGCGGGAAGGAAAACAGGAGGCGCACCAGGAUUCCCAAGCAUCGUAAUAGCAUAGCAACAAGGAUGAGCCCAAAGGAGACAAAGAACAGGAGAUCUGAUAGCGAUCAGGAGAAUCAUAAACAGAAGACUUCAAAGUCGGCUGUAGGGCCUAGGAGGAAGGCUGGCAGCACAGGGGGUGUAGACACAGUGGGGCCACCGAGGAGAGGACCUUUGAGAUUUGGCGAAGCCUCUGGCGCUGCGAAAACCAAGUCUUCUGGGGAGGAGGAAACCUACAGGACUAUUGUGGAAGAGCGUGACCAGGAAAGGGAGAGACGUUGGAAGGCGGAACAGGCAGUAAGGAGACUUACAGAGGAGCGAACAUGCCUACAGGCGAAGGUCAGCGAGGAAAAAGACCUCCAGAGUUUGGCCCUGCACACCACAGACAGACUGAAAGAACUGUUGCUAAAGGAACGAUCGAGCUGCUCUGAGCUGCAGACUCGUGUGGAGGAGCUGGAGGGGAGAUGUCUGUCCCUAACCCAGCAAGUGGAACAGGCCCGCAGCAGUGAAGAACAACACAAGGCUGCACUGCACACACUGGAGGAAAGUAUCUCCCAUGGAGAGGCACUCAGGGCUUGCCAACAAGCUGAGGAGAUGAAGAGGUAUCAGGAGCUGGAGAACAAGGCAGCAGCUCUGAAGAGGGAGUUGGACAUCCAGAGAGCUUCAGUACGUCAACACAAAGACAAAUUACAGCAGCUGCAUGAACUGUUGGCAAGCAGAGAACAAGAACACAGGAAACAGCUAGAAUUACGCCUACAGCCUGGUGGGGCAGAUUUUCGUGAGGCAGUGGCAAAGGAAGUUGCCUCAGUGGAACAGAGACAUGCCCACAGAGAGACAGAGCUGCAGGAGAAACUGGCAGAGGGGAGGAGACAGUAUGCUGCUUUGGAAGACGAGUUCCGCAUGGCAUUAACCAUCGAAGCUACACGCUUCUCUGAGGUAAAGCAAGCAUGUGAUCUGAUGACUGCAGAGCUCAUGGAGCUAAAGGCAACCCUCACCCAUUCUCAGCAGAGAGAGAAGAAAUCAGCGUCCUUAGUGCAAGAGCUCACAGCUAUGGUCAAAGAACAGAAGAACCGCAUAUCAGAGCUCAUCAAAGCCAAGAGAGACGCUGUCGCUGAUCUAAAGGGCCGUCUGCAUUCUUUGGAAGCAGAGGUGGAGCAGGACCGCCGUCUUGGUCUGCAGCUUGAGUUGCUUAAAAAAGACAAGGCGAGGCUAUUGUCUCAGCUCACAGCUCAGGAGUCAGUGAUAGAUGGUCUCCGGGCAGAGAGGCGAAUCUGGGGCCAGGAGCUGGCUCAGCAAGGAGCAUCUUUAGCACAGGACCGUGGACGCCUGGAGGCCAGGAUAGAGGUACUGGGGACCGACCUGGAAAUGCAGAAAAAACAGAACGAAAGGGACAAUGAUGCUCUCAAGAUCAAAGCCAAAAUCAUCGAUGACCAAACAGAGACCAUCCGCAAACUCAAAGAGGCCCUGCAGGAGCGUGACGAGCGUAUCCGCAGGCUGCAGGAGGAGGCUGUCCAGGCCCAGAAGAUGUUCCAGCAGCAGCUCGACAAAGAAACAGCCCUGCUGGCUGAGCUCAAGGAACGACUAGAGCAUCUCAGCUUGCGUAAAGAGGAGCUGAAACAGCAGCUGGAAGAUAAGGAGGUGGAGCUUGAGGAGGUCAAAAAAGUUUACAGUGAUUCCAGUAAGAAGUGGCAAGGGAAGGCAGAUCUGCUCACUCGCCUUGAGAGCCAGGUGAAACGCAUGAAGGAAAACUUUGAUUCCAAGGAACGUUUGCUGCUGGAAGAAAGAGAUAAAGCAACAGAAGCACACAAAGCUGCGGUAGAGAAGCUGCACUGCGUGGAUGAUGCAUUUCGUCGACAACUGGAAUCUAUCCAAGUUUCUCAUCAAGCUGAGUUACUACAACUGGCAAAUGAAAAGCAGAAGCAGAUAGAACAUGCCAACCAGAAGGUAUUUGAAGUGGAGGAGGAGAUGCGUCAGCUGCUGGAGGAGACUAAUGCUAACAAAAGAAUUAUGGAAGAGAAAAUGAAACGUCUCACCAGUGUACUGAAAGACUUUUAACGUUAAAUUCAGACUGUUUAGCAGCUACGGUAACUCAUUUAAAACACUGAAGGACAGCUGUGUUUUCAACAUGUAUCCAUCAACUUUGAUCGAUUUUGUAUGUUAAAUUGUUGUUAUUAUGAUUAAUUAAUAAAUUAUUU